Molecule: messenger RNA, 468 nt
Organism: Galendromus occidentalis (western predatory mite)
Lineage: Eukaryota; Metazoa; Arthropoda; Arachnida; Mesostigmata; Phytoseiidae
Product: probable ATP-dependent RNA helicase DDX47
Exons: 4
Coding region: 1-468 (155 amino acids)
Cellular component (GO): cytosol
Molecular function (GO): ATP binding; nucleic acid binding; RNA helicase activity
Source: RefSeq, a predicted model, not a curated record
AUGCCGAAACACCUGAUCCAUCCGUCGGAGGCAUUGACAACCGUUACGCACCAGGGAGACCAUGUGGCCUGCGAAGCGCUGAAAUGGAGAACACCUUCGAAGAUACAGAAGGAAGCGAUACCCGUGGCUCUUCAGGGACGGGAUAUCAUCGGUCUCACCGAGACAGGAUCUGGGAAAACGGCAGCCUUCGCGUUGCCGAUCCUACAAACGCUUCUGGAGAACCCCGCUCGGCUUUUCGCAUUGAUUCUGACCCCAACAAGAGAGUUUGCUUUCCAAAUCUCGGAACAGUUUGGAGCUUUAGGUUCAACGAUCGGCAUCAAAAGCGCUGUGAUCGUCGGUGGAAUCGAUUUGAUGACUCAAGCGAUGAUGCUCGCCAAAAAGCCUCACGUCGUAAUCGCAACACCCGGCCGACUCAUUGGACAUCUGGAGAACACUCCGUUCCAUAACCGGAAAACGUUUUUUCCGUAG